GAGGUUUCUGCCCUUUCCCAUCGUGUCGGGGUCCCGCCGGCCGGGACAGGGAUGGGGACAGGGACAGGGACAGGGACAAGCCAGCACUCGUGUGUGGCCGGGAAGGGUCAGCUCAUCCCACCAAAGCCACCGUGCAGGUGUGGGCUUUAGGUACGGUGCAUGGGGGCAGAAAGCACUUUCUGAGGAUGCUGGGCUUGCUGCAGCGAGCUGCGAUGCUCCCUCUGCUCCUGCAGUACGGUGGAUCCUGAACUUGCAGAAAUGCUCAUGCGUGUAUUUAGCAGUAAACUCUAGAGAUAUGUGAGCUAUUACCCCUAAGCAAAGGAGAUAUAUUGACUUAACCACAGCUAUUCAUGUGUAUAAGGCCAAGCACGAACAUAACUGUUCACAGGAUCUGGGCCGGGGGGAACUAGCGCCAGUGCGAUCAAGAAAAAUCAAUGUUUUCCUCCCAAAGUGGGAGGGACAGGGUAGCAGGGAGCUGUGGGGUGAGGGAAACCUGCCUGCCAAAUGGGGCACCCGGCUCUCCCAGGCUAACCGCCCCGGCGAGGUGCCCGACCCACCUUGCCUCGGGAGCACCCUCCUAAAUACCAAGUGAAACGAGGUCGAGGAGAGGAUCCGCGCCGCUGCCAGGAGCCGAAAGGAGCUGCCUUUCCAGCCCAGCAGCCAGGCAGCCGGGCGCCAACCCUCCCUGCACGCUGCAAUGUAAGUAGGUGCUCCGUGUGUGUGUUGCCUGGAUGCACACCAAGGAUGUGCGUGCAGCUGGUGCACGCCGGCACCCGGGGCAGGGAAGGUGGUUGCGAGGCCAGGGUGCCAGCGAGGCUGGGGGUCCUGCGGUCCUGAGCCAUGGGGAUGGACCGCCGGGGUCGUAGCAGCGGCAGCAUCCACAGCCGUGUCCCGAGUGAGGUGUUUCCCUGCGUGUCGGGUGCUCUGGAAGAGCUGCCUGUGUCCGGCCUGUGUCUGUGGUGUGUCCUUGGGCUGUGGCUCUCUCCCACGGCAUGUAAAUCCUGCUGGCUGAGCAGCGUAAGAGGACAACGGUUCCCACUGCAGACUGGGCUGGGUCUGGCAUGCAGCGUGGCGGCGUGGGGCCAGCCAGGCCCCUUGCACCCCAACGGGGUGCUGUGGGCAGGGGGGUGCACCCCAGCUGCUGCAUGUCCUCCGUGCACCCUGCCAGUUCAGCUGCGGGAGCAUCUGGGUCAGGGAGAGCCCCGUGGUAGCAGGGAACAGCCCUGCGGAGCAUGUGGCAUGGAUACAGCUGCAAUCACGGCAGCAGGAUCCGUCCCUUGGGGCUCACCCAGACCGCUGGGCUGCGGGGCAGAGGGCAGCGCAGGCAGGGAGGGCAGCAUGCUGCUUCUUGCCAGCCCAUCCCAGCUCUGCUGCGCAGGCAGGACUUUUCCCCUGGGUGCUGGUGCAGCGAGGAGCACCGAGGCCGGGGAGGUUCUGUGCUUUACGUUGCUCGGUUGUCCUGGGCAUAUAUAGGGCUCCAGCUUCUCCUUGCCUGGCUGAGCCCCCGUGCAGGCUGUGCACGCAGGAUCGCUGCCGGCAGGCCGGUGUGCAGCUGGGUGCACGUACACCCGUGCCGUCGCACAGCCAGCCACGCCGUGCCGGGCGCUCGCCGCAGAGGAAGCCGAGAAGCCGAGAUUUGCAUAGGAGCCGAGUGCCAGAGCUGCGACGCAGGGAAGAGCCUGACCGCCAGCAUCCCCCGGGGAGGCUGAGCACCGAGAAAACCUGGCCCUGGGGGUGGGUGCUGGGCGCUGGAGCAGCGAGGGUUUAGUAAUUUGGAAAGUCCGACCGCGGGUGUGCCCCAGGGCCAGGGAGCAGGCGGAGGCUUGGGGUGUCUUGGCCCCGUCAUCGGAGCUGCCGUGGGGCCCAGAGCUGCCACGUGGGAACACCGGGGAGGAUGCAGCGGUGGGUGGCUUUGCGGAAGGGUCCCACCCUCGCUCCUCCCCGCUCCCCCAUUGCUUUGCAGGUGCUGGGUGAGGUUCAGCAUCUCCUGUGCAGCCGAGCAUGUGGCUGUCGCACCUCGCUGCAAAGGGGGACUCUGACAUCCCCCCACCCACGCUGCCUCCUGCCCCACGCCUGGCUGGGACAUCCCGUUGUCCCCUCCGCUGUCCCCAUCGUGGACUCGGCUCCUGCCAUGCAGGGCUCUGGGUGAUGCCUCUGCAGCGCUCCCUCCUUCAGCUGCCCCAAUUCAGGGGCUUCCCAUCCUAAACCUCAACCCAUCUUCCCAGGGCAGGAUUUCCUCCCGAGGGUGGAAAUACGUAGAAAAAUGAUGGAAGAGCCUUUGGCAUCAGCCAGCUUCACAUCCUGCCUCCUCCAGAGAGCUUGGACCAGACUGGAUUUUGCUCUGCUAUUAAUAGGAGACGUAUCGGCUUGAAGAGGAAGAAACUCCUCCUGCCGUAAGGCAACAGGUUGGAAGUGGCCGGCGGUGCAGCAUGCCUUUCUCCUGACCCCCGAGCCCAGGAGGAAGAAGUCCUGGUCCCCGGAGAGAUGUCCGCCACGCGCGGCAAUGGGGAGCACUGGAAGUCCCUGGAGUCGGUGGGCAUCAGCCGAAAGGAGCUGGCGCUGGCAGAGGCGCUGCAGAUGGAGUACGACGCGCUCUCCCGCUUGCGGCAGGACAAGGAGGAGAACCGGGCCAAGCAGCGGGGAGACCGGCCCCUCAUCUCCUGGGACGAUCCCGCCGAGAGGAACGGCUGUGCCGGCAUCAAAGCGGCACGUGGCCUCUCCGGUUCCGACCCCACGCUCAGCUACAACGUCCCGCUGGCACCCGAGGGUCCCCCCGCGCCCGGACCUCCCCCCGGCCCCAGCCCCCCCCGGCCGGACCCCCAGCCCUGGCUGAAGGGACCCCUGGCUGGGGACUAUCUCUACAUCUUCGAGGGGUCGGGGGGGGACUUCCUCGGGGAGCCCCUCAACGGCACCUCGCCCCACGACGGCGGGGGCAGCUCCCCCAAAAAGCUCUCGCCGCCCCCGCUGCCCCCCCGGAACUCUCUCUGGAGCUCCCCCGAGGGCACCCAGCGCUCGGGAAAGGGGUCCCCCCCGUCUUCCAAAGGACCCCAGCCCAGGGACAUCAACAUGUUCUCAGCGGCCCACGAGCGGGCUCACGGCAAGCUGCUCGGCCGCCGCAUCUCUGAGGAGGACCCCUACGGCAUCGCCGACUAUGGCGGCAUCAACGAUGCCAUCACCUGCCUCAACCUGAAGUCCACCUACGAGUCGGAGGUGCUGCGGGAAGCUGCCCGUGGCUGGAAGGAGGGCAGGAGCAUCUUUGAGAAGGAAUCGAGCGGCAAGCCGGUGGCACGGAGCAAGACCAUGCCCCCCCAGGUCCCCCCGCGGACAUACGUCUCCCGCUUCGGCAACCGGAAAAAUCUCGCACCGAACAAGAACCGCAGGAUCUCCGUCGACCCGGUUGCCCCCCGGCCGCACUCCUUCGCCAACGGCUACGAGCUCUUUGAAGUCUCCGAGGAGCGGGAUGAGGAGGUGGCUGCUUUCUGCCACAUGCUGGAUGUGCUGCGGUCCGGCUACAGCACCAAGGACUAUUCCCUCACCGGCUUGGUGUGGAGUGCCGUCAACCUCAGCCCCGAGCAGCUGGGCCACGGCGUCAGCCUGAAGGUGACGGUGGUGUGUGACAGCCUGCGGGAGCCCCUCACCUUCACCUGCGACUGCUCCUCCACCGUGGACCUGCUCAUCUACCAGGCGCUGUGCUACACACACGACGAGCUGCACGCUAUUGACGUCGAGGACUUCGUCCUCAAGAUCUGCGGCUUGGAGGAGUUCCUGCAGAACAAACACGUGCUGGGCAGCCACGAGUACAUCCAGCACUGCAGGAAGUUUGACAUCGACAUCCGCCUGCAGCUGAUGAAGAGGAAGGGGGUGCGCAGCGACCUGGCCCGGACGGCGAACGACGACCAGAGCCCCUCCACCCUCAACCAUUACAUCCACCUGCAGGAGAGACCCAUCAAGCAGACCAUCAGCAGGCAGGCCCUGAGUCUCCUUUUCGACACCUUCCACAAUGAGGUGGAUGCUUUCCUGGCAGCCGAGGGAGACUUCCCGCUGAAGGCGGAACGGGUGAUCCAGUCGGUCAUGGCCAUCUGCAACGCCCUGGCUGCCGUGGAGUCCCAGGAGAUCACGGCAGCCCUCAACCAGAUGCCCCCCUGCCCCUCCCGCAUGCAGCCCAAAAUCCAGAAGGAUCCAAAUGUUCUGGCCAAGAGGGAAAAUCGAGAGAGGAUCGUGGAGAGCCUGACGGCCGCCAUCCUCAACCUGGUUGAGCUCUACUGCAGCACCUUCAACGCCGACUUCCAGACGGCCGUGCACGGGAGCCGGGAGCACGGCGUGGUGCAGGAGGCUCGCCUGCUCUCCUGCCCGCUCUCCUUCACCGUCUACGCCACGCACCGCAUCCCCAUCACCUGGGCUGCCAGCUACGAAGAUUUCUACCUCUCCUGCUCCCUCAGCCAUGGUGGCAAGGAGCUGUGCAGCCCCCUGCUCACCAGGAAGGCACACGUCUACAAAUACCUCUUCCACCUCAUCAUAUGGGACCAGCAGAUCUGCUUCCCCGUCCAGGUGAACCGUCUGCCGCGGGAGACGCUGCUCAGCGUCACGCUCUUCGCCGUGCCCAUCCCACCCCCGGGGAGCUCCUCCGACGCCAACAAGCAGCGGCGGGUCCCCGAGGCCUUGGGCUGGGUGACCACCCCGCUCUUCAACUUCAGGCAGGUCCUGACCUGUGGGCGAAAGCUCCUGGGCUUGUGGCCGGCGACCCAGGACAACUCCAGAGCCAGGUCGAGUGCCCCCAACUUCAACCAGCCCGACAGUGUCAUCCUGCAGAUUGACUUCCCCACCUCCGCCUUCGAGGUGAAGUUCACCAGCCCGCCAGCGGCCGAAUUCAGCCCCAAGUACGAGUUUGGCAGCCUGGGGGAGGAGGACCAGUGCAAGCUGCGGGAGGCGAUGCAAAAGAAAUCACUCUACUGGCUGAUGGACGCCGACCGCAAGCGGCUGUGGGAGAAGCGUUACUACUGCCACGCAGCACCCGGCGCCCUGCCCAUGCUGCUGGCCAGCGCGCCCAGCUGGGAGUGGGCCUGCCUGCCCGACAUCUAUGCCCUGCUCAGCCAGUGGACCUACAUGAGCCACCAGGAUGCCCUGGGGCUCCUCCACGCCACGUUCCCAGACCAGGAGGUGAGAAGGACGGCCGUGCAGUGGAUCGACUCCAUCUCCGACACCGAGCUGCUGGACUACCUGCCCCAGCUGGUCCAGGCCCUGAAGUACGAGUGCUACCUGGACAGCCCGCUGGUGCGCUUCCUCAUGAAGCGAGCGAUCUGUGACCUGAAGAUAACUCACUACUUCUUCUGGCUGCUGAAGGAUGGCCUCAAGGACUCCCAGUUCAGCAUCCGCUACCAGUACCUCCUGGCAGCUCUGCUCUGCUGCUGCGGGAAGGGGCUGCGGGAAGAGUUUGACCGGCAGUGCCUGCUCGUCAGCACGCUGGCCAGGUUGGCCCAGCAAGUGCGGGAUGCCGCCCCGUCCGCACGCCAGGGCAUCCUCCGCGAGGGGCUGGAGGACGUGAAGCAGUUCUUCAAGGCCAACGGGUCGUGCCGGCUGCCGCUCAGCCCCAGCCUGCUGGUGAAGGGGAUCGUGCCCCGGGACUGCUCCUAUUUCAACUCCAACGCAGUCCCCCUGAAGCUCUCCUUCCAGAACGUUGAUCCCCUUGGGGAAAACAUCCGAGUCAUCUUCAAGUGCGGUGAUGACCUGCGGCAGGACAUGCUGACGCUGCAGAUGAUCCGGAUCAUGAACAAGAUCUGGGUGCAGGAGGGGCUGGACAUGCGCAUGGUCAUUUUUCGCUGCUUCUCCACCGGCCGUGGACGAGGCAUGGUGGAGAUGAUCCCCAACGCCGAGACCCUACGCAAAAUCCAGGUGGAGCACGGCGUGACGGGCUCCUUCAAAGACCGGCCGUUGGCAGACUGGCUGCAGAAACACAACCCCGAGGAGGAUGAGUACGAGAAGGCCGUGGAAAACUUCAUCUAUUCCUGUGCUGGCUGCUGUGUGGCCACCUACGUGCUGGGGAUCUGCGACCGGCACAAUGACAACAUCAUGCUCAAGACCACCGGCCACAUGUUUCACAUCGACUUCGGCAGGUUCCUGGGCCAUGCGCAGAUGUUCGGCAACAUCAAGAGGGACCGGGCACCGUUCGUCUUCACUUCGGACAUGGCGUACGUCAUCAACGGUGGGGACAAGCCCUCCAGCCGCUUCCACGACUUCGUCGACCUGUGCUGCCAGGCCUACAACCUGAUUCGCAAGCACACCCACCUCUUCCUCAACCUGCUGGGGCUGAUGCUGUCCUGUGGCAUCCCUGAGCUCUCCGACCUGGAGGACCUCAAGUACGUCUACGAUGCCCUGAGGCCACAGGACUCUGACGCCGAUGCCACCACCUACUUCACCAGGUUGAUCGAGUCGAGCCUGGGCAGCGUGGCCACCAAACUCAACUUCUUCAUCCACAACCUGGCGCAGAUGAAGUUCACGGGCUCCGACGCCCGCCCGACCCUCUCCUUCGCCCCCCGCACGCACACCAUCAAGACGUCCGGCCGGAUCCAUGACGUCUUCCUCUGCCGUCACGAGAGGGUCUUCAACCCCAGCAAGGGCUACACCUACAUAGUGAAGGUGCAGCGGGAGAGCCCGGGCGAGGUGGCCUUCGUGCAGCGCACCUUCGAGGAGUUCCAGGAGCUCCACAACAAGCUGCGCCUCCUCUUCCCCUCCUCACUGCUGCCCAGCUUCCCCAGCAGGUUCGUCAUCGGACGGUCGCGGGGCGAAGCGGUGGCCGAGCGGCGGAAGGAGGAGUUGAACGGCUACAUCUGGCACCUCAUCCAUGCUGCCCCCGAAGUGGCAGAGUGCGACCUCAUCUACACCUUCUUCCACCCGCUGCCACGGGACGAGAAGGCGGCUGGCACCAACCCGACCCCGAAGCCGGCAGAUGCCACGUGGGCUCGGCCCGUGGGGAAGGUCGGUGGGGAGGUGAAGCUCUCCAUCUCCUACAAGAACAACAAGCUCUUCAUCAUGGUGAUGCACAUCAGGGGGCUGCCACCGUUGCAGGAUGGCAAUGACCCUGACCCCUAUGUCAAGACCUACCUGCUGCCCGACCCCCAAAAAACAACCAAGAGGAAAACCAAAGUGGCCCGAAAAACCUGCAACCCCACCUACAACGAGAUGCUGGUCUACGACGGGAUCCCCAGGGGGGACCUGCAGCAGCGGGAGCUGCGCCUGAGCGUGCUGAGCGAGGAAGGCUUCUGGGAAAACAUCCUCCUCGGGGAGGUCGGUAUCCGCCUGCGGGACCUCGACCUGGCGCAGGAGAAGAUGGGCUGGUUCGCCCUGGGAUCCCGCGGCCACGGCACCCUCUGAGGUCCCACCGCCGGGGCUGGGGACCCACGGCAUCACCGCCGCGGCUCUGCCCACCCUGGGAUGUGCCUGUAGGGACCGGGCACCCAUGGGCGCUGCCGCAGGCGUCUUCUUUUUUAAGUUUACCUUGUGUCAAGGGAGCAACGUGGGGAGGGAGGGGCAGGGAGGACCGGUGGGGCGUUUCAGGGGGGUAUUUCUUCCUUUGGGAUAUCUGUAUUUUAAUUUUUUUUAAUAACGAGUAGCAUGCAGCCGGGCACCGAGGCGGAGAGGAGAGGGGAGGCGUCGCGGAGGUUCGCUGGGGGCUGGGGGUGCGUGUACCCGCAGAGCCCCGGGUACAUCUCCAGCCAGGAGCUGCCUGCCUGGAGCCGGGCAAUUCCCAUCCCGGGGAAUUCGCUCCCAAAGGAGAGCGGUGGGGCAGGGUUGUAUGGCUGACCCCCCCCCUCCUGCGACGCCACGGGAAGGGGACCACCGGCCCCCCAUUCCCAUCCCCGUGCCGGCGGGGACAUCCGUCUCCUCGUCUGCCAUCCGGCCCCAGAGCCGGGGACGCCUGUGCCGGGGUGCGGGCUUGGUGCCUGUGGUGCUUUGUUUACAGCGAGAGCUCCGUAAACGGACAAAAUGUUUCUCAGGAUCGAGAAUAAUGAACUUAACCUUUAUAUUAAAAGUUUUAAAUAUUGUAUCUAGCGGGAGGCGGAGGGGAGUGGCGGGGGGGAGCAGCCUGGCCCCGCCGGCGGCUGGGGCUGCUGGAGCUGGCACGCUGCUGCGGUCGAGACCCUCCUGCCUGUAACAUGGUGGCGUGAAAAUAAAGGAGAUGAAACGCA
This is a messenger RNA of Aquila chrysaetos chrysaetos, 8183 nucleotides long. RefSeq names its product phosphatidylinositol-4-phosphate 3-kinase catalytic subunit type 2 beta (gene PIK3C2B). The coding region runs from base 2485 to 7368 and encodes 1627 amino acids. The transcript has 33 exons. Lineage: Eukaryota; Metazoa; Chordata; Aves; Accipitriformes; Accipitridae. Gene Ontology annotation, biological process: cell migration; phosphatidylinositol-mediated signaling; phosphatidylinositol 3-kinase/protein kinase B signal transduction. The record is from RefSeq and is a predicted model, not a curated record. Gene Ontology annotation, molecular function: 1-phosphatidylinositol-4-phosphate 3-kinase activity; 1-phosphatidylinositol-3-kinase activity; phosphatidylinositol binding. Gene Ontology annotation, cellular component: cytoplasm; plasma membrane; phosphatidylinositol 3-kinase complex.